AUGUGUAAUGUGCAUUACGAACUACAGUAUUUACUAUAUUUUGUAGGCCACUUGCCGUCGGGAGAUUUUGUAGCACUGGGUAAAACAGGAACAGCAGAAGUGAAAAGAUCCACCAGCCCACAACCACUCGGUCGGAAAGUUUCAGGAAAUGAAAGAAAGAGAGAAGCAUCAAGUAGCUCCUUGUCAACCAGUAGUAAAAAACCUAAAUUAUCACCUCAGACUUUCACCCCACUAGGACGCAAUGAUGGAGAUAAACGAGCAUCCCCUGCUCCUGUUAUACAUGCAUAUGAAGAGUCUGCUAUAGAUGUGAAAUCUAGCGAUUUAUAUAAUGAAGUUGUGGAAGCUGAGAUAGAUGGAGAUGAUGAGAGAGUAGAAGGAUUAUUAUGUGGUUCUGUGAAACAUCUGAAAUUAAACAGAUCUAAACCUGAUCCUAUUGUGUAUUUGACUGUCAUGUAUCUAGCUAAAACCAAAUCAGCUCUCUUCUGUAGUGAGGUUGUCAUUGAUGCAUUUUGUAGUUUGUUAAAGAGAGACAUGUCCAUCAAUUUUAAAUCGAAGGGAAAUCCCCUAGUCUCCGUGUUUGCGUGUAAUGUUCUGUUAUCAGCCUUUGCAGAAGAAGAAAACUGGCCUGAUAACUUUGUUAAGGUAUAUGUUGAAGAUUCAUUAGGGGAAAGAGUCUGGGUUGAUCGUGAUGACUGUAAAACUUUUGUUGAGAAUAUCCAGACAGCAUUUGGGACGAAAAUUCCACCUAAAAAUCUAUUGGUGGGCUCUGGUGAACCUAGUGGAGAGAAAACUAGUCCUUCUAGUCCUCAGAUCAAUCUAUUUGAUGAAGAAGAAGUAUCGAAGGGAUCUGAAGGGUCAGACAGUACUAAGAGUAACCUAUCAGAAGAUACAGUUCCUGUCUUUGAAAGGUACCCAUGUCAACAAGAACAUAUAGAGUCCUACAUCUUAGACUUAAUCCGAGAACAGCUAAAUAGACGUCAACCAAUGGAUGCUACAGCUAGAAACUUGAUAAGACUCAUGACAGCUACUUGUGGCUACUCUGAAGUCAGAACUUUGGCCAGUCAGAGACUAGAAAUGUGGCUACAGAAUCCCAAGCUUGCCAGGACAGCCCAGGAUCUGUUGAUGUCUGUUUGUAUGAACUGUGUAAAUCAUGAUAAAGCUGAUAUAGAGGUUAUAGCUCAAGUGAUAAAGAUACGACUGAAAACAAAACCUUUAAUUAAUCAUUAUUUAAACUGUGUCAGAGAGUUAAUCAGUGGUCAUGCAGAUAAUCUAAAGAUGAUAUUGAAUCUAACAAUAUAUAAUGAAUUAUCUACAGCUAGAAACCCCAAUAAUAUGUCUUUAUUGGGUGUUUUAUUUGGUUCCUCUACAGACCAAGCUUCAAAGAUAUUGGCGGAAAUAUUCCAAGAUUUAUUAACCAAUAAAGAUGAUUAUUUACGAGCGUUACGGGCGUUAUUUCGAGAGAUUAUACGAUCAUUACGACAUGAAUUUAAUUUUACGUUAUUUUGUCUGGGAUUGAUGACAGAGAGAAAUGAACCAAAGUUUAGUGAUAUAGAAGUGGAGAGAUAUGUUCUAUCCAUAACAGACUUGAUAACCCUGUCUAUACUACUAGGAGUGACACCUAGUGUCAGAGAAGCUGUAGCAGCUAUAGCAAGAGGAGAUAACAAAGAUAUUGAAGUUAUCAAGAGUUUUAAGAACCAAGUAUCUGUUAUACAGAGAGAUUGUGUAUGGUGGUUACAUACUACAGUACCUAAACUAAUGUCAGAUAAACCUACAGAAUAUGUUCAUUGUUUACAUAAAGUUCUAUUUAUGGAAAGUGUAGAACAUUAUUAUAAUAAAGAUAACUGGCCACCAGAGGGAGAUAGGAAUAUGAUGUUACGACUAUCAACUGAAUCUCCUGUGUUAGAAGAUACAUUAAUGAGAAUAUUAGUAAUAGGUCUGUCUCGAGAGUUACCUCUCACUCCAGUUGACGCUGUGGAACUUGCUGAUCAGCUGAUCAAACGAGCUGCUGGACUGAAUCAGGAGUUGGGUUUAGAAGUAUUACAGGUAGAAAGAUUAGAAUUAAUAGAUGCUUUGUUAAACCUCUGUACCUACAGAUAUCCUGAAAAUAUCACUCUACCUAAAGGGUAUACUCCCCCUACUCUAGCUAUUUCAGCUCUAUACUGGAAAGCCUGGUCUAUGUUACUUACUCUGACAGCUUUUAAUCCUGGUACCUUUGGUCUAGCAGCUUGGGAUAAUUAUCCUACAUUAAAAGUUCUGAUGGAGAUGGUCAUGACUAAUAAUUAUAAAUUUCCCCCACCAACCACUGCUACUGAUGAAAAAUUGAUAGAAGAUAUCAAAAACAGAGAGAGACAGAUCCAUCAGAAAGAAGUACAGGAGAUUAUAGAGUUUGAAACACAUCUAGCUGGUAAAACUACUAUAACAGAAGUUAAUAGUCAUUUAGUUAAUCAACUAACUACCAUGGACCCUAGUGGUAUAGCUAGAAAUCCACCAGGUAAAGUUCUAGAACAGUUGAAAAUAUUAAACAGUAAUCUAAAGAUAGGACAAAUGUUAUGUCGAAACAGAAACCCUGAUUUCUUACUGGAUGUCAUUCAGAGACAGGGUACGUCUCAGUCUAUGCCGUGGUUAGCUGAACUAGUAGAGUCUAGUGAAGGCUCAUUAGAUGUACUACCAAUACAAUGUUUGUGUGAAUUUUUACUCCAUGAAACUGAAGAAGAAGAAAAUAAAGUAGAAUUUUUAUCAGAUGAUGAUUCUAUACGGGCUGAUAAACAACGCAAAAAACAGAAAAGAAUAAAACAACAACAACUACUAGGCAGACUCCAGGCUUUGGUUCAUGAUAAGAGUUCCGAUUCCAGAACCAUGUACGAAGUUUUAGAUUAUUUCUUACAACGUUUGUCAUCAACACAGUCUAGUUCCAGAGCCCAGGCUAUAAGGGGUCUAUCAAUGGUGGUAUCACGAUCAGAAUUAGAUAAAGAUGUUGCCAUGGAAACAGAAGAAGAGGAGACAACUCAUACAUGGUUGUUGAAACAUUUACCGUCUGUUCCACAGUUCCAUGAGAUCAAAGGUCAAACAUGCUUAGCUUUACGCAGUGCGUGUCAGAUAGAAACAAACCCUAAUUUAAUCAGUGCCUAUAUAAUAUUCCUGUCAAGAUAUGCUAUGGAUCAAACUUUACAAGAUUUAGAUAAUCUAGCUCUGGACAUGGCACAGUUAAUAGUAGAAAGAACAUCAAUUAUAAAUCAUAUUUUACCAGCUGAAGGAUCUAAACGAACUCCUAUGGAAGAUCAGACUCUAGCUGCUUUGAUAGAUCUAUAUAUGAACUAUCUUAUCAAAGCUACAGAACAAGAUAAAGAAGCUUAUAACUGGUCCAAUACACAAGAUCAGAUCAUCUUACAAUGGCCAUCAGGAAAAUCAGCCACCAUGCAUAUAUUAGCUGUACACGCUAUGAUUAUAUUGUUGACAUAUGGUGCUCCUGAAGCUGAGCAGGAUAAGUUCAAUGAUUUCCUGUCAAUGUGGUUUCCAGAGAAAGGAACGCUACCGACAGCGUUUCUAUUGGAUACCUCAGAGGAAGCCUUACUGUUACCUGAUUGGCUGAAAUUAAAGAUGAUAAGGUCAAGUGUAGAUAGACUAGUUAUGGCUGCUUUAGAAGAAUUGGAGCCUGCUCAACUAUUACUGUUUAUUCAAUCAUUUGGUAUACCAGUGAGUAGCAUGGGCAAGUUAUUACAGUGUUUAGAUCGAGCUAUGGAUUGUAACGCUGAUAGUCUUCAACAGGCAGUGGUAGAUAAAUCAUACAUGGCCCAGCUAAUAGAAAUACAACAUAUGAGAGGUGCUCAGGGUGGUGAUAAGUUCUACGAGUUAUUGACUCAAACUAGUCCACCAAGAAAAGUAAAUGAGAGUAUGGAAGAGGAAAAGACUGGAAGACCGUGGCUAAUUAAAUCAGAUAGUUCAUCCAGUCUUCAAUAUGGUCCUACAGAAUUAGUUCAUGUUUUACUGCAGAUAUUUUCAGAACAGAAAUCAUCACAAUCAGAUGCUAUGAAACUUUUACAGAAUUUAAUCAAGAAGACUUCUGAACUAAUACAGGUCAUAUUGAAGGUAUUAACAUUUAAAUUUUUAUUAGAAAUUGUUCUUGAUUUGAUGGAAUAUGCCGUUGGUUUCAACUUCAUUAUCAAUCUGCAUGUGUUCAGUUUUUCGAUAAUCUGCUACACUGGAAUUUGUCUUGUAGAAAACAGAUGUCAACUAAUAGGUGAAAUUAUUAUUCAAUAUUUCUUGGGAUUCAAAUUCAAAGUUUUCCAUUUCAAUGGACGUCUUUCUUUUGAAAGUGAUACAGUGAAAUUUACCGUUAGAAUUGUUAACAUUGAAUUUUGUUGUGGGAUUCUCUCAGAUGUCUUUCAUAAACUGAGGCAUAGUUACACAGGUCAAAGUUCACCCUUUUCUGCUGUGAUUGGUCAGUAUUUAAAAGGUGAAAGGUCACAGAGUGCUCCUGAAGCAACAUCCUUUGUAGAGAAGUACAGUAUAGAAGGCAGUGUGAAACUAGAAAGACUGGUAGAUAAAACAAUCAAACAGUCAAUAGACUCAUCCUCCCAGUCUUCUGCUAGUGAUCUAGUCUACAAUACUUUACUCCAUUCACAACAAAGGUAUGGUUUAAAACACCCGAACUAUUAUAUUAGUAAUUUAAACACCAUUCCUGCAUCAGCAGCCUCUCUGUUUAUUGAUUGGCUAGAAUUAUUAGAACCUGAGCUCAUCCAAUCAAAUCCUACCUUACAAAAACAGUUGAUAUUUGCUAAGAAGAUAACCAAUGGGAAGAGCUGUACUAAGACUAAGAAUCAUCCGUAUUUAUUAGCUAUGUUAACACAUCAGAGUAGUUGGUCCACCCUCAAUAGAUGUAUUAAUGAACUAUUAGAUACAGAUGCUGUAACCAGCUAUGACGCAUCAUCUGUGUUAGAUUUUCUAUGGGCAUGUCUUCAUAUUCCUAAAAUAUGGCAGGGUAGAGACCAAACAUCAAAAAGGAAUGAGCUCCAGGAUGAUGUUCUUGGCUUAAACCAAAAACAGAUUCUUACAGUGGUAGAUUAUAUCAUAGAGGAGGUGUUCACAUCACAUGACCAGAAUUCAACCAAUGAGAAACUAGAUAUGAGUUGCCGUAUGGAGUUAUUAGAAGCCUGUUUAUGUCAUGAUGAUACUAGAGUAAGACUAGUUGUACAACAUAUACAGAAACAGAUAGCUGGUGAUAGUCCUAAGAAAGCAGUAUAUGAGAAACUACUAUUAGAACUUUAUCUACAGUUUCCCUAUCUACUAUCAUGGAUAUCUAAUUCUCAACUCUUCUUAUCUCAAGUUUAUGAAUCAGAUAGAGGCAAGAGUCAGUUGGAUGUAAUAUCUCACCGGUUAAUAACAGCUCUAGGUGAGGCUAAAGCUGGUAAAAUGGCUGAAAGUAAGAUGUAUGAUGCUAAUAUAGCUUGUCGUAAACUAGCUUCUGAACACCCUCUCUUAAUACUCAGGUUAUUACCGAUGAUAGCAGCUUUAUUACAAGGGCGUACAGCAUUAAAUUUUACAGAGUUCCGUAACCAGAAUUAUUUACUGUUAUUCUCCCAUGUAUUGGGUAUAUUAGAUAUUCUACAACCUCAUAUAUUUAACUGUCAGAUAUCAGCUCUACAACUUAUCUAUGAUGCUUAUUUUAAUCUUAUUGAUAAACAUGGUAAAGAUAAUCGACAACUGGGAGGAUUGAUUGUAAAAUUUAUUUCUUUCUUACAACAUUUUGUUAGUUUUGAUUCAUCGAAAGCAGGAAAAAUAUUACAGAAAUAUGUCAACAUUUUAAGCGCUGUAUCACAAGCCUAUCCUAGUAUAUCAGAACUAAAAGCCUUGUUAGCCAGUUUAACAUUACCACCUCACAGUCAGAAUGAGGCUAGCGAGGUUCGGGAGAAAUCACCAGCUAUAAUGUCAACUCUACAUUCUGAUACUUUAUGGACACCAGCCCAGCUCGCUCCUUUUUUAAAGAAAUUUAGAAAAGGAUCUUUAGACGAAGUGCUACAGGUAUUACAUGAUUUAGAUGAGACUAGUAAAAGAAGAGUUGAAGUGUUGGCUCAUUUUGAGAGUGAACUACAGAAGUUGAUGUAUGAUGUCAAUGAUAAAUGUAGAAAUACAGCCUUCACUUUAAUAAUGAGACACAUUCGACAAAACCCUAGAAGAUGUAGUGAGUUUGUUCCUGUAUUCUUACAAUGUAUUGAAAGUCGACAUCCUGAUGUUAUUCAGUCAGCUUUAACUAAUCUGGCAGAGUUUACUGUCCUAGCUCAAGAUCAUGUCCAUACCAUCUUACAGAAGACAUUUCUAGUGGGAGUCAAAUCUAACGUUGAAACUAGUAGUUAUAUAAGCGAGACUAUACAGUUACUUAAUCUAGAAACAGCUCAAACAUAG
Lottia gigantea (owl limpet) is the source of this 6399-nucleotide messenger RNA. RefSeq lists its product as hypothetical. Gene Ontology annotation, cellular component: integrator complex. The transcript has 44 exons. The record is from RefSeq and is a predicted model, not a curated record. Lineage: Eukaryota; Metazoa; Mollusca; Gastropoda; Lottiidae. Bases 1 to 6399 code for a protein of 2132 amino acids. Gene Ontology annotation, biological process: U2 snRNA 3'-end processing.